GUCAGCCGGUUGGAAUAACACCUCUCUUCACUCUCGCUGGGGAAGUCCACACAACACUGUAUUUCUACACUACGUCUGUGACUACAGCACUCACCCACUCUCUGCUCAGUGAGGACAGCACGGCUGGGAAGCCUCAGAAGGUGGGCUGGUCUGGGUGUCUCCUCAGCAGUCAUGGGGAGGUCAGGAGCGCUCUGGGUUUGGUCAUUUGGGACGAACAUGCAGUUGUUACUUCCCCUCGUCCUCUGCGUCACCUGCAUCCAUGGUCUUUUUCCACCACAGCCACGGGUCUUCCUGUCAUUUCAAGAAUUACAGAAAACCCAGUCCUUUGAGCACUACACUUUGUCUGAGAAGGCCAUGGACUAUAGGAUCCUCUUCAUGGACGAGGAUCAGGACCGUAUGUACGUGGGCUGCAAAGACCAUGUACUCUCGAUGGACAUCAACAACAUCAGCCAGACCCUGCUGAAGAUCUUCUGGCCGGCAUCCACUAGCAAGGUCGAGGAGUGUCAGAUGGCUGGCAAAGACCCCACACAUGGAUGUGGAAACUUCUUACGAGUGAUCCAGCCUUAUAACAGGACUCAUCUGUUCAUCUGCGGCAGUGGAGCCUACAGCCCAGUGUGUGCAUAUGUUAACCGUGGCAGGCGUCCUGAGGAGCAAGUCUUCCAAAUCUCUUCCCGAGCAGAAUCAGGGAAAGGAAGAUGCUCGUUUAACCCACAAGUCAACACCGUCUCAGUCAUGCUCAAUCAGGAGCUGUUCUCUGGCAUGUACAUUGACUUCAUGGGGACAGACGCAGCAAUCUUCAGGAGCCUUACCACAAGGAAUGCAGUGAGGACGGACCAACAUAACUCCAAAUGGCUGAGCGAGCCAGUGUUCAUCGAUGCACACUUGAUUCCUGAUGGCUCAGACCCAAACGACGCCAAACUUUACUUCUUCAUGCGUGAGAGACUGACAGACAGUAGUGGAAACACUAAGAACAUCCAUGCUAUGGUGGCUCGAGUCUGCCCUAAUGACACUGGUGGUCAACGCAGUCUGGUGAACAAGUGGACCACAUUUCUGAAGGCUCGGCUGGUAUGUUCGGUUCUAGAGGAGGACGGUACAGAGACCCACUUUGAUGAGCUCGAGAAUGUGUUUUUAUUGGAGACGGACCACCCAAAGGGCCUUCUCAUCUUUGGAGUUUUCACCUCUACAAGUUCUGUGUUCAGAGGUUCUGCGGUCUGUGUGUACAACAUGGCCGACAUCCUGACGGUCUUCAACGGACCGUUUGCGCACAGGGAAGGACCCAACUUCCAGUGGGUGGCUUUCCAGGGCCGGAUCCCAUACCCACGACCGGGAACUUGUCCUGGUGGGUUCACUCCUCAUAUCCAGAGUACUAAAGAGUUUCCAGAUGAUGUGGUGACGUUCGUGAGGAAUCACCCCGUCAUGUUUAACCCCAUCUACCCGGUCGGCAGGAAACCUCUGGUGGUGCGGACACAUGCCGAUUAUAAAUACACCUCUAUAGCUGUGGACCAGGUGACCGCUGCGGACGGACACUACCAGGUUCUUUUCCUGGGCACAGAUAAAGGCACGGUACAGAAGGUCGUGGUUCUGCCGUCAAACGGCUCUCUGGAUGAGGAUCUAAUCCUGGAGGAGCUGGAAGUGUUUAAGAAGCAAUCUCCUAUCACCAACAUAAGAAUCUCAUCUAAAAAGCAACAGCUGUAUGUUAGCUCCGAGCACGGAGUUUCCCAGGUGUCUUUGCACCGCUGCAUGGCAUACGGCUCUGCCUGUGCAGACUGCUGCUUAGCGCGGGACCCGUACUGCGCCUGGGAUGGGCUCAGCUGUUCUCGAUUCUACCCUACUGGCAAGAGGAGAAGCAGAAGGCAGGAUAUUAUGCAUGGGAAUCCACUGACUCAGUGCAGAGGGUUCAAUCUGAAAGCCUACAGGAAUGCAGUGGAGAUGACUCAGUAUGGAGUCAAAAACAACACCACUUUCCUGGAGUGUCAGCCCAAAUCUCCACAGGCCUCAGUUAAAUGGCUCAUUCAGAGAGACAACGAUCGCAGGAAAGAGGUGAAGCUGAGCGAUCGUGUGGUGUCCACCAAUCACGGUUUGCUCAUCCGUUCAGUGCAUUCUUCAGAUCAGGGUGUGUAUUACUGCCUGGCCACAGAGAAUGGCUUCAAGCGCACACUUGCUAAAAUCCGUCUCCAGAUUCUGAGCGAAGCUCUGGUCAGCGCUCUGAGCAAUAAAAAUUCUCCCUGGGGCUGGGCAGCCUCAUUGCACCCUAAAGCUCUGGUGUCGGCCUUCAGCCCGGCUGAGAUGUUGGCCAUGCACCAAUACUGCAAGGAACGCAAACAGAUGCAGAGUCUGCAGAACAUACAGAGCCCCAUGAGAGGUGAUCUGGGCAAACUCAAACCCUUGCUGGACCACAGGAAGAGCAGGAACCGCCGGAACCACUUACAAGACGAAUAGAGUCGAAACAUGAACAAAGGAAAUGGAUGGAGAGAUGGCGAAAAGGAAUAAAGACAUGCAUCAGGAGAGAGGAAAAUAAAGUGGAAAAUAAAGGAGGAGAACGCUGGAGAAGAUUGCUCUGUUAUGAACCUCAGUUGUGGUUCUUCUUCAAGCUCAAAGCAUCUCAGGUGCUUCCUGUACAGCAGUCUUAUAUACAUGAAUGCCCAGAGCAGAGGACUCUGAGACAUCCUCACACACAGGCACUCAAGCCAAUUUGUGUUUCAAGCAGCAUAAUACAAAAUGCCAUAUGUCAUACGAUAGUAUUGUUAUCAUUUUAUGUGAAUGUGGCAUUUCAGAACAAACCAUGUAGUAAUACGAAGUCCUUUAAGACCCAAUGAAAUGGCUUGAUGAAGACAGUUUUUUUUUUUCCUGUGUUGAUGUAUUUCCUAUUGAAACAGGGGCGGGACAUAUGGAGGGACUCUUCCCUUUUUAACAGCCGUUAGUUUACAUUACAGCCAUGAACAUUUAUUUCUGCUUGCUAAUGCUAGUGAAGUAUUACUAAAUGGUACAGUAUAAUUCUUCAACAGACAAAAAAUUUUAGUCAUCAAUAUUUUGGUUUGUUUACUGAAAGAGAAAGGCUGUAAAUUGCAAAUGUACAUAUCUGCUAAAGGUCUGUCAAAUUUUAGGACUACAUAUGCAUCAGCCUUAGCCUCAAAGCUAACAGACAUGGACGAAAAACCCACAGAAAUUGUUUUGUUUUCUAGUACGUAUCGGAUAAAUUCUUAUUAGAUAUGGAUCUUGAGAGUAUUCUGUUAACUUAUAGAUGUAAAGUUUAAUUAGCUUCUAAACUAUUGAUUACUUAUACGUUUUCUUUAAUGUCCCUGCAGAACAUUGUGAUUAGAAGUAUAUUCAAGCAAUCCAAGUUUGAUAUACAUGACAUGUUUAGGGGAAGAAAUUUAGGAAAAUUUCUAUAAAAUGGAACAAAUUUGUCCAUUCUACCAUCUACAACUCUUCAUUACCCCUGACUGAACUACAAGGUUACAUUAAAUAUUAGGGAUGCCCGAUAUUAUUGUACCAAUUUUGGAAUCGGCCGAUAAUGGCUUUAAAUGUAAAUAUCGGCAUCUGCCCGAUAUGAAAAAUUGUGCCGAUAUGUCUUGCCGAUAAGACGAAUAUAUUAACUCACAUGUGUUCAGGGUGUGCUAUCGAUUAGAUCACGUCAGCAUUGUGGCUCAUUCUUGAAGCAAAGUUUUGCCUGAAUGAUGAUUGGAUUCACUGUUUUGGAUCUCCGCAUUUAAACUGAGAAUGCACAUAAAGAAUGAGGUGUUCUGUGUGUGAUAGAGUAAACAGUCAGUAAUAGCACGUGCAGCGGCAGCCUCCCCCGGUCCUAAUGACCGCUCAGUAAGGAGUUUUAAUUCCGUAGGGGGCGCUGUUGGCCUACUUUUAAUAAAAUGAAAGCAAAAUACACAAAUAAUAUUUAGACUGCUUUUUUUCUGAUUAAAUAAAGCAGUAAUUGAUGCCAUAAAAAUCAUGAGUAUGUUUUGAUUUAAAGGUCAGAAGCUGUAGCUUACAUGAACCACAAAAAAAUCUCAAACAUGACACUUAAAUUAAAUAAUUUUAUAUAUACUGAUUUAUUCAUUAAUGUGUAAUAUGUUAUAUUUUUUAAACAAAUUAUGAGCUCUACACUGUAAGAAAAAAAAAAUUGAGCCAACUUAAAAUUUUAAGUCAAUCGGCUUCAGCAGAUUUUUGAGUUUUCUCAACUUGUCGUUUUAAGUUUAUACAACAAAAAUUUGAGAAUCUCCCACAAAAAUAAGUUGAGCAAACUCAAAAAUCUGCUGAAGCUGGUUGCCUUAAAAUUUUAAGUUGGCUCAAUUUUUUUUUUUUUUUUACAGUGUAAAAGAUUUUCAGAAUUUUUACAACUCUUUUGCUUUAGACCAUUUACAAAUGUUAAAUCAUAAAAUAAAAUGUUAAGGUUACCACUGCAUCUUUCUGAUAAAAAAAUGCAGUGAUUAAUAUAUAGUUUAUUUAGAGUUAUUUUCAAAUCUUCAAUGUACUGUCAUUAUAAAAUAACUUUAUUAUAGUUUAUUUAAUUCUAAUAAACAAGUUCUUGUCAAAAACUAACCAAAAUUAAAAAUAAUUAUAUAUCGGCAUAUCGGAUAUCGGCAAAAAUCCAAUAUUGUGCAUCCCUAUUAAAUAUUAAUAGUAGUCUUUUAAAGUCAAUCAAUGGCCUCCCUACAUUGAGAUGAUCAUUUUUGGAUUAGAGCUCAUCUUCAGCUUGUAAAAGCUUGUUUUCUAGCAAAUGAAUUGUUUAUGGUCACUGAACAGAUCAUGAGAAUAUUUCUUGGAGAUAAAAUCAUGACGCAUAAACCAAAGUACAUCUUCCCAGCUGCACCACAGAUGUUCAUAUGGGAAGUGAGAGGGAGAGAAGAUGGUUUGGAGACAUAUCAAACUGUACCAGACAGGUGGCUCUCUAAGCCCAUAAUACUAUAAAAAGUGUUGUGUUUUUGCCAAGUGUUGUGCUUUGGGAAACAUCAUUAAUCCAAAACACAUAAUUUCUUCCUUAGAAAAAUGACUGGUUCGUCAUCAUUUACUCACCCUCAUGACCUUCCAAACAUGUCGGACUUAUAUAUACUAUAUGAAUAUAGUGCACAUGUCGUAUGGACCACUUUUAUGAAACGUUUUUGUCCUUUAAGAAGCUUGACAGUCAGUGGUCAUGUUUUCAGUUUUCAGUAUAUGGAAAAGAGCAGCAUGAUCAUUCUGCAAAAUAUCUCCUUUUGUAUUCCUGAAAGAAAGAAAGAAUGAUAUGAGGGUAAAUUUUCACGGGUGAACUCUUAGAUUAAAAUGUUGAAUGUAUGUGCACGUUUUCUCCUUUUCCUAACAUGGUAUCCACAUUAUUUUUCAACACAGAAGUUAGCUGUUUUCUGUGAAUGUGUGAGACUUCUGAUUCAUAAGCCUAAUUGGAAAAUAACCAUAAAAACAACAAAAAUGCAGUAAACAGUAAAACUAUUUGCGCUACAAACUAGCAUGUUUAUAAUUACAACAUUACAUUAAAAUAUUAUGAUAAUAAAUGCCAGUUUUUAAUAUGAAGCAGCAAAGUGGACAGCUGAAAGCAUAUGACAAUGGAAGCCAUGCACAUUCAAGUUACAAAUGGCUACAUCCGAUCUUACGUUAAAAAUAAGGUGAAUACUGAACCAGAAUGAAAUCAGUUUAAAGUUAAAGUAUUUUGUAAAGUAGAUUUACUUUAGCCCCAGAAAUACCAGUGUUUAAAUCACACAAGGAUAGGCCCAAAAAGGCAUGUGAUCAUGCAUAUGGUAUCAUUAUUAUACAGGCACAUGUUUGAUGUUGGAAAUGAAUGUCAUGUUAAUGUUUUGUGGUUUGCUCAGUGUGCACAGCUGUAAUGUGAUUGUCACUCAUUUUAGAUGAUGUAUAGCAUUGUACAGCCUCCAAUUUUGGAUUACUCGAUGUCUGUGUAACUUAUCUCUUUUUGUAUUUUGAGUAUUUGUAAAUAGUGAAAAGUUCAACUCUAAAAACAAAUGAGAAAUUCAGUCACACUUCAAUUUUGCAAUAGAUUUCUCUAUGGCUAUUAGAAUAAUUUCAUUCACAUUUGUCACAUUUGUGGGGUUUUUUCUCUCUCUCUCUCUCUGAAAUGCCCGAUUUGAAUUUUGUUUAAUGCCAAAUUUCAGAUGUUUUUGACUGAAUCUGCAUUUUGCAGACGUUUCAUGGUUUUUAUUUCCUAUGGCAUUUUGUGCCCUCUUCAAAGGGCAUUUGGAGUAACAAUAUGUUUUAAUAUAAUAGGCCACUAUAGCGAACAUGCUGUAUUCCUUGUGAAUGUUAAUGAUAAUUUUAUUUUAUUAAAUGUCUUGAUUUGUGUAUUCCUAUUUAUUAAUGAUAUAAGCCUGAACAACUGCAUUAAACAACUUUAAUCUGU
This is a messenger RNA of Onychostoma macrolepis, 6343 nucleotides long. RefSeq names its product sema domain, immunoglobulin domain (Ig), short basic domain, secreted, (semaphorin) 3C (gene sema3c). NCBI's taxonomy places the organism in Eukaryota, Metazoa, Chordata, Actinopteri, Cypriniformes, Cyprinidae. Gene Ontology annotation, biological process: positive regulation of cell migration; negative regulation of axon extension involved in axon guidance; semaphorin-plexin signaling pathway. The record is from RefSeq and is a predicted model, not a curated record. Gene Ontology annotation, molecular function: semaphorin receptor binding; chemorepellent activity.